Molecule: messenger RNA, 2718 nt
Organism: Thalassophryne amazonica
Lineage: Eukaryota; Metazoa; Chordata; Actinopteri; Batrachoidiformes; Batrachoididae
Product: 5-hydroxytryptamine receptor 3A-like
Exons: 17
Coding region: 1-2718 (905 amino acids)
Biological process (GO): regulation of membrane potential; chemical synaptic transmission; signal transduction
Cellular component (GO): neuron projection; synapse; membrane
Molecular function (GO): neurotransmitter receptor activity; extracellular ligand-gated monoatomic ion channel activity; transmembrane signaling receptor activity
Source: RefSeq, a predicted model, not a curated record
AUGUUGAACUGUUCUGAACCAACGUCCCCUGCCCUCAUCAGCGCUCUGCACCCGGUCUUUAACAUGAGCUCCAUGCGACCCGUCAUAGAGAUGUCAACUCCAACAAAUGUUGAAAUUUCCUUCAUUUUGUACGGGAUUCUGGGAGUGGAUGAAAAGGCUCAACUCUUGAUGACUUACCUGUGGCUAAAGUUUGAAUGGCAGAAUGAAUUUGUCAGCUGGGACCCCAUCGAGUGUGGCACUGAUAGGAUUUCUCUGCCCAGAACAAUGUUUUGGGUCCCAGACAUGAUCAUCAGCGAGUUCAUGGAUGAAAACACAGCCCCCUAUGUCCCAUAUGUGUACCUGUUUUGCAAUGGCACUGUCCAGGAUGCUCAACCAGUCAAAGUGGUCAGCUCCUGUAACCUCAACAUCUACACCUUCCCCUUUGACACACAGAAUUGUCCUCUCACCUUCAAGUCCUAUGCCCACUUUGCGUCUUCUCUACAGAUUGAACUUUCAAAAACCACAGAGACAAUUCUGCAAAAUUCUAAAAAAGCAAUGGGAACAAAAGGUGAAUGGGAACUAGUUGGAAUCACAGCAGAAAAACGCCAACUGCCAUCUUCCACUGGAGGAUUCUUUGAUGAGCUUCGCUUUUACGUCUCAGUGAGGCGGAGGCCCCUCAUGUACCUGGUCAACCUCCUGGUCCCCAGCAGCUUCCUCAUCACUGUGGACCUCUUCGGCUUCAUGCUGCCCCCUCAGAGUGUGGAUCGAUCCCUCUUCAAGAUGACCCUCAUCCUGGGCUACACCGUCUUCCUGCUCAUCAUGAACGACCUGCUGCCCAUCACAGGAAAUAGCACACCUCUCAUCAAUGUCUUCCUGUCUCUGCGCUUGGUCCUGAUGGUGGCCAGUCUGUUCAUCCUCAUUACAAACCUGCUGUGUGGCUCUCUCAAACGGUCUCCAGUCCCUCGCUGGCUCAGGGUGUUUGUUCUCCACAUCCUGGGGCACAUGGUGCUGCUUCCCCCGAAGACCAGAAAACCAAAAGGCUCAGUCCAUCAAAAUCCUGUCACACAAGGAAUAGAAAUUUCCCAGCUAGCUGCAGACCAGCAUCAGACUUCAGAGGAGAAGGGGCCGUUGGCUGAUAACGCAAGCCCGGAGGAGCUGAGGAGGCUGAGCAAAGACCUCCAGGCUAUCCGAGUCCACGUGGACCAGUACUUGAGUGGAAACCAGGACUCGGAGGACUGGAACCAGCAGCUGUCCUCGCUGUCCAUGUCAUCUGAUUGGUGGAGGACAUUCCGUCCAGCAAUGGGUUCAUCACAGCACAAAAUCAGCUUCAUAGCAGCUUUUCUCUUCAUGUUAGUGUCUCUGUCUUACGGUAAACUGCCUUGUAAAGGCACCAGUGGACCAACGUAUGAGUCCUUGUUGGAUGUGUUUACCCUGAAACCUUUUAGGCCUGUGGUCAACCUCAGCAAUCCCACAGCAACCAACAUUUCCUUCACCCUGUAUGCUGUUCUGGGCGUGAAUGAGAAGACUCAGAUACUCACUACUUUCCUCUGGCUGAGGCUGUACUGGCACCAUGAGUUCCUGGUCUGGGAUCCUGAUGAGUGUGAUGGUGUCACCAAGAUUUCGCUCCCUGUGAAUGACCUCUGGUCUCCAGAUAUCAUUGUUUAUGAGUUUGUGGACGAUGACGUCUCCCAAGCGUGCCCUUACGUCUAUGUGAACCAUACAGGUCACAUCCGCUGGGACAGGAUGUUGCGCCUGGUCUCAGCAUGCAACCUGAAGAUCUUCUGUUUUCCCUUUGAUGUGCAGAACUGCACAUUUACAUUUGGCUCCUACAUGCACACAAUCAAGGACGUGAGGGUCAGUCCAGCUCUGUCCUUUAAAGAAAUGUCUGUAAACUCCAAGCGUUACCUGGAAGCCAGUGGGGAAUGGGAGCUGGUGGACAUCCUGGGAGAAACGUCCAUUCUCCAGUUUGGGAUCGAUGAAUGGGAUAUCAUCACUUUCUGGGUGGUGAUAAAGCGGCGCCCGGUGCUGUAUGUGGUCAACCUGCUCAUCCCCAGCUCCUUCCUCAUGCUCAUUGACAUCCUGUCCUUCUACCUCCCGCCGCACAGCGUGGACCGUGCCUCCUUCAAGAUGACCCUCAUUCUGGGAUACACCGUCUUCCUGCUCAUCAUGAAUGACCUCCUGCCCAGCACUGCCAAUGGCACGCCCAUCAUAGGUAUCUAUUUCUCGGUGUGUCUGGCCCUGAUGGUUAUCAGCCUGCUGGAGACGGUCAUCAUUACUAAUGUUCUCCAUAACAACUCCAUGAAAAACAAAGACAUUCCACACUGGGUGAGGGUGGUCGUGCUAAAACACAUCAGCAAGCUCAUCUGCUACCAAUGGACGGAGGACGUCCCACCCCCACCUCAGGAGGACAAAUCUAAAAAACUGGAGGAUAAUACAGGCCUAUGCAUCAUCCACCCAAGAACUGAACAGCCCACACAAAAUGCAACCGGCAAACCUCACUCUCCCUCCAUUUCUGCAACAGGUACAGCUACUCCGCCUGAGCUGCAACAGAUCUGCCAGUACCUGAGUGAACUUCAUGCCCACCUGGCAUCAAUGCAGAAGGAGAGCGAACUGCAGGACCAGUGGUGCCACGUAGCCUACAUCCUGGACUUCCUGCUCUUCCGUAUCUACCUUCUGCUCAUCUCUUGCUAUGCCCUGGUCAUCAUCUGCAUGUGGUGCAUCUGGAUCAGCCACUCCUGA